AUGACUGCCACUUCCUCGACUUAUAACGAGCUGGUAGUCGUUGACUUGACCGUAAUGCUGGCGCUCAUGGCAGGCCAAGACGUCCGUCGUAGCCAAUAUGUCCAUGGUCCCCAUUUCUCUUCUGCCAUAUACAAUCCAGUGCCUCCCCCUCGCGUGCAGUGCGCACGGCAGACUUCCUCGACUGCGAAUGCAUCGCUCAAGCUACUUUGCUUGGGUUGGCAUCCUGAGCGCCAACGACCCUUGACGAACUUGCGGCCAGGAGUGACUAACAGGACAAGACGCCUGGAGACUAAACCAUUUUUGGAUGAGAUAAAGAGAACGAGCGUGUUGGUGAAUACAAGUCACGGAAGCUUGGUUAAUUCGGAUGCCUUGGCCAGUUAUUUGCAUCUGUGGACGCGUUAUUUUUGUCAACACUGCUUGCUUGUUCAAUAUUCAAUAUUCAAUCCUCGUGCUGGACUGUCGUCCUUUAUGACCUCGUCGUCAAAAGUAACUGAGGAAGCCUACGCAAAAGCAGCCACGAUUAAUAGUGCCCAGUUGCGAAAAGAUUUGGACUAUCGCGGAUUUCUGACAACUGCAAAGGCGAAGAAGACGGAGGGCAUCGCGCUCCCGCCAGUGGCAUCGACACCACCCAGUUUAGGUGUGCUGCCCAAGGGAGAUGGCUCUUUCGCUCCACGUUCUCAUAUCAAGUUACCUCAUGGAAACGUUGAGACCGGUAACGUAGCCGGUGUCAUUGAGUUUGUGCUACCUAACAUCGUAACAGCACGGCCAACUGAGAACGUUGUUUCUAAGAAGGUUUUUGGUCGAUGUUUCUCCGGAGACACCGCAGAUCACAGCGAAGACGCGACCGUAUUCACUACUCUCCCACACAAGAAAUCGGGCGCUACACUGGACGAUGAACCUGACAAUUGGACCGAGUGUAUCUUGGCUGGGCACAUCAAGCGUCGAAUCCUCAGCACCCCGGGAUUUCCGCGCCCCGUACAGAAAACUGAAGGCGGAAAGGUAAACCAUCGUGUUGGCCCUUCGCCGUUUGGUGGACUAGGGGUAUUCGUCACGCGUCCCAUCCGCACUGGAGACCUCAUCGUCGCCGAACGGCCUCUCCUGAUCGCCAAACGUCCUCUUCCGAACUUAUCACGCGCUUACAAUAGGACGGCCGGGCCCUGCUCGAAGGGCCUUAUUGAGAGGGAGAUGAUCCGGGUUUCAUUGCACGAGGAGGAGGAACACCUCGGCAUCGCAGUGAAGAGGAUGACUGAAGCAAACCGGGAGGCAUUCAUGGCGCUGGCGAACUGUCAUACGGAGGACGGGAGUCGGCCUAUGUUGGGGAUCGUUCGCACCAAUGCAUACAAGGUGCCAGAUUUGUACGAUGGUCCCGAGGACGACGUCACCAGGUCUUAUACUGCCGUUCUGAAUGUGAUGUCGAGGAUCAAUCACAGCUGCUCGCCCAAUACUCGUCAUUGCUUCGACGUGGCUUCUCUUUCCUUUCAGCUCCGAGCGAUUCGCGAUAUUAAAAAAGGAGAAGAGCUGUUUUAUUCGUACUGCGACUUCUUCCGAACCAAGAGCGAUCGUGCCAAGGAGCUAGCACCCUACGGCAUUGUCUGCGCAUGCCCUGCGUGUGUUGGAGCAACCAAGGAAACGGAUCUGCUACGCUCGGAGCUCGCAAAACGCGUCGAAAAAAUACAAGCUGAUCACCACAUUUGGAUGAAGGAUCAAUCACACCCGAACGUACUCGCAGCCUGCCUCAAGCUGAUAGCAGAUAUUGAAAAAGAAGGGCUAAGCAUUGCUCCGCAGUUCUCCUUGCUACUGGGGAUGGUUGCAAAUGUCUAUUCGGCCUCCAGUAACACGCAUAGCGCGAUGGUGGGGUACUUAGGUCAGCUUGACAACCAUUGCAGGGCAACAACGGGGCGCUCUCUGGAAGCUAACGAUUUUAUCAAUCCUUCAAACAAGUAA
Laccaria bicolor S238N-H82 is the source of this 1944-nucleotide messenger RNA. RefSeq lists its product as uncharacterized. Gene Ontology annotation, molecular function: protein binding. The record is from RefSeq and is a predicted model, not a curated record. The transcript is spliced from 7 exons. Lineage: Eukaryota; Fungi; Basidiomycota; Agaricomycetes; Agaricales; Hydnangiaceae. The coding region runs from base 1 to 1944 and encodes 647 amino acids.